AUGACACAGCAGGAGGAGAAGGAAUGGGAAAAAGUCCAGAAGAAAACAUUUACAAAGUGGGUGAAUGAGAAGCUCAUAAGAGGAGGCCAGAAAGAGAUUGGUGAUCUGUUCACGGACCUGUGCGAUGGGGUGAAACUUGCACAGCUUCUAAUGGUUUUGCAGAAGGAUGCUGUUGAGCACAACCCAACGCCGUACACUCGGAUUCAAAAGAUGGAGAAUGUGGAAAGAAUCCUGUCUUUCAUAAAAGGAAAGAGGGUCAAGUUGAUAAACAUAGGGCCACAGGAUAUUGUUGAUGGGAAUCCAAAGCUUAUACUAGGGCUUAUAUGGUCUCUGAUUUCAAGGCUAGCAAUUGCAAAGACGGCAGAGGCCGGGGAGCUCUCAAUAAGAAACGAGCUGCUCAGAUGGUGCAAGGAGGUGACGAGUGGAUACAAAAAUGUAAAUAUAGCUGACUUCUCCAGGAGCUGGCGAGAUGGGCUUGCAUUCAAUGCAAUCAUCCAUAGGUUCCGGCCGGAUCUUGUUCCAAACUUCCACGACCUCCAGGCCUCUGAGAAGGCAUACAAUUUAAACCAGGCAUUCAAAGUUGCAGAGAAGUUCCUCGGAAUCAAGAGACUGCUUGAUGUGGAAGAUAUAGUGGAAGUGUCUAUUCCGGACGAAAAAAGCAUCAUGACAUAUGUUUCCGGGUAUUACAAGAAGUUCAGAGAGUACGAGAAGGAAAAGUCUGCGCUCAGCAGGGUUAAGGGCGUUUUGGAGGCUGUUGACUGGUCAAUACAAGCCAGGAACCUCUAUGAGAUCAAAGCAAGGAGCCUGCUGUCUUUGAUAAAGGGCCUUGAUGGACAGAGAAAAGAAGUAUGCAAGUUGAUAAGAAGCCUCAACAAGGCAUUUGAUCUGCUGCUUGAGAUGAACUCCAGAGCCGUCCAUGAAUCCGCUGAGCUUCAUUCUCUUUUUGGAAGUAUAAAUGCGGUACACAGCCUCUACAGAAUAAAAAAGUAUUCCCCUCCGGAGGAUGUGUCUCUGGAGAAGUUUUUGUUUCCUCCCCUGCAGCCGCAGAAAAUUGUCGAGAGCAUCGGGAUCAAGAAGUUAUUUGACCCGUCGUUCCAGUCUGAAUUCGAGGCACUGAACCGGACAUUUGAGCUCUUCAAGCAUAUGCUUUCCAAGGGGGGAGACGUGAGAGAGCAGAUGCAGGUCACAUCCGAGCUUAGCAAUAAGCUAAUGGAAAUGACCUUUACACACCCUCUAGCUAAGACCCAGAAGGAGGGAUUUAAGGGCAUUGCAAUGAAAAAGCUUGAAACCUUAAAGAAGAUCCAGGACAAAAAGACUAAGGAGGAAAAGGUUCUCGAAAGCGCUACAGCUCUAUUCAACACGGUGUUAAAAAAGGACGAGUGCGGUAUAAGCCCUACAGACCUGUGCUGGUGCUUGGGCCAGCUGGGCCUUUCAGUCGAUGAGGGAAUGGUUCCGUUUGGAAAUCCAGACGGUAGAGUAUCCUUGGAAGACUAUCUUUUAAUAGUUAAAGAGACGCACAGCACAUUAUGCGAUUCUUCGGAUCUCAAAAGGGCCUUCAAGAUGUUCACCACGGACGACAUCUUGGAUCUCAGAUCGCUUGGGAUCGAAAGCAAGGACCUUCGAAGUGUCUAUCAUUUCAACGGGGAAAAGCCGUCUCUAGAUGUGAACAAGUUUUUCGAAAGCUUUAUCGAAGAUUAA
Messenger RNA from Encephalitozoon cuniculi GB-M1, 1698 nucleotides. RefSeq lists its product as uncharacterized. The transcript has a single exon. NCBI's taxonomy places the organism in Eukaryota, Fungi, Microsporidia, Unikaryonidae. Gene Ontology annotation, molecular function: actin filament binding. Gene Ontology annotation, biological process: actin cytoskeleton organization. The coding region runs from base 1 to 1698 and encodes 565 amino acids. The record is from RefSeq and is marked provisional. Gene Ontology annotation, cellular component: cell projection; cortical actin cytoskeleton; cell junction.